AAUUCAUGUGCGAAAACAUUGUCAUUACUAUUACGAAAAAUAUUAUAUUGUACAAAAACAAAGUAAAGCUUAUAAAAAAACUAGAGGUAACAUCGGCUAGGCCGGAAGAUAUAUAAAUAUUUAUAUAUAUAAUAGCUCUCUUGGAGUAGUACUUUCUGUUAUUACACAAAUGAUCAUAUACAUAGCACUAGCUCUUCUCCUCUUUUUUCUCUUCUUCCUCCAUAAUCGAAAAAGUUCUGGCCAUGGCCGGCUUCUUCCCGGGCCACCCGGGUGGCCCAUAUUCGGAAACUUAUUCGACCUCGGAGCAAUGCCACACAGGUCCCUAACCAAGUUGAGACACAAGUAUGGCGACGUGGUAUUGCUAAGACUAGGCGCCAUAAACACCAUGGUAAUUCUCUCAUCGAAAGCAGCCACCGAGUUCUUUAAGAACCACGACAUGUCGUUUGUAGAGCGGACCAUCACCGAAACCAGCCGAGCCCUCGACUACGACAAGGGCUCAUUGGCUUUAGCCCCUUACGGCCCUUACUGGCGUGUGUUGAGGCGACUGGUGACGAUCGACAUGUUAGUCCUCAAGCGAAUCAACGAAACGGCUGUCGUUCGUCGAAAAUGUGUAGAGAACAUGUUGUUGUGGAUUGAACAAGAAGUGAAGUUGAACAAUAAUAAAGGUGUUCACGUGGCUCGCUUUGUGUUCCUCAUGUCGUUUAAUCUUUUGGGGAAUCUCAUGCUGUCUAGGGACUUGUUGGAUCCCAAUUCAGCCGAGGGGUCGGAGUUUUUCUCAGCCAUGAUGGGGCUUAUGGAGUGGAGUGGCCACGCCAACAUGGCUGAUUUUUUCCCAUGGUUGAGGUGGUUGGAUCCUCAAGGGCUUAAGAGGAAGAUGGAGAGGGAUCUAGGUAAGGCUUUGAAGAUUGCUUCAAAUUUUGUGAAUGAGCGAAGGAAUGAACAAGACAAGGAUAAAGAGAGAAGGGAUUUCUUGGAUGUGUUACUUGAGUUUGAAGGUAAUGGAAAAGAUGAGCCUGCCAAAAUUUCUGAUCGUGAUCUUAACAUUUUCAUACUUGAAAUAUUUCUGGCUGGUUCAGAAACGACAAGCAGUACAAUUGAAUGGGCCCUGACUGAACUACUACUGAACCCAGAGGCCAUGGGCAAGGCCAAGGCCGAGCUCAAUCAAGUGAUAGGGCCAAGUCGGAGGGUCGAAGAGAACGACAUUGAAAACCUUCCAUACAUACAAGCUAUCAUCAAAGAAACACUUCGAAUGCAUCCACCAAUCCCGUUUCUGGUCCCACGAAGAGCAGUAAAGGACACAGUUUUUAUGGGCUACUUUGUACCCAAAAACACACAGGUCUUUGUCAACGCUUGGGCAAUCGGAAGAGACGCAGAUGUGUGGAACGACGCGUCGUUUUUCAAGCCCGAGAGAUUCUUGGACUCGAAAACAGACUAUAGAGGACAACAUUUUGAGCUGAUCCCAUUUGGAGCUGGACGACGUAUGUGUGCCGGGGUCCCGCUGGCUCAUCGAGUUCUUCACCUGGUUUUGGGGUCAUUGCUUCACCAUUUUGAGUGGAGACUUGAUGAGAGUAAUGGUGUUACUCCUGAAUCUAUGGAUAUGAAGGACAGGUUAGGAAUUACAACUCGAAAGUUUGAACCAUUACUUGCAAUACCAAACAAGUGUUGCCCAUUUUAAUAAAAAUAUUAGAGACACGUGAUAAUUAAUAUAUGUAUUACUUUGCAUGUUUAUAAUGAUCUCUUGUUUACGAUAUCAUCUAUGAAAAUAAGGAGACCAGUACUACUGAAACACUAAAUCUCUCGAAAGACCCAUAUUGUGGUAGUUUUUUCUUCUUCUUUUCUAUUAAAUAAAAAGGCCUGGUUAAA
Messenger RNA from Humulus lupulus (European hop), 1863 nucleotides. RefSeq names its product cytochrome P450 76A2-like. The transcript has 2 exons. NCBI's taxonomy places the organism in Eukaryota, Viridiplantae, Streptophyta, Magnoliopsida, Rosales, Cannabaceae. The record is from RefSeq and is a predicted model, not a curated record. The coding region runs from base 170 to 1675 and encodes 501 amino acids. Gene Ontology annotation, molecular function: oxidoreductase activity, acting on paired donors, with incorporation or reduction of molecular oxygen; heme binding; iron ion binding.